CUGUGCUUGUCUGAGCUGUGCGUGAUCGACAGAAACAGAUCUCUGUGGUCAUGGCGGAUGAGGUGUCACGAGCUCAGAGCGCGCAGUCGGGAGGAGACACGAUUUUCGGCAAAAUCAUCCGCAAAGAGAUUCCUGCCAACAUCAUCUACGAAGAUGAUCAGUGUAUUGCCUUCCAUGAUGUGGCCCCUCAGGCUCCCACUCACUUCUUGGUGGUCCCCAGAAAGCCCAUUCCUCAAAUCUCUAAAGCAGAGGACGCUGAUAAAGAGCUCCUUGGACACCUGAUGAUUGUUGCUAAGAAGUGUGCCGAGCAGGUAGGCUUGCCCCGAGGGUAUCGACUGGUGCUCAAUGAGGGUCCUGACGGGGGUCAGUCUGUUUACCACGUUCACAUCCACGUGCUGGGGGGUCGUCAGCUGGGAUGGCCUCCUGGCUAACUGAUUUUCUCAGGAUAACACUUUCUCUCAAGUCAUCUCAUUGUUCGCCAUAAGUGAGGUUAAUUGUUAAUUGUUAUGAGGUAAAAUGUCAAGUAGGAGUCUACCAAAAAUACAACUGUCUAAGGACAUCAAUAAAAACCCAUUAAUGUU
This is a messenger RNA of Puntigrus tetrazona (Sumatra barb), 581 nucleotides long. It is a transcript of the gene hint1, whose product is annotated as histidine triad nucleotide binding protein 1. NCBI's taxonomy places the organism in Eukaryota, Metazoa, Chordata, Actinopteri, Cypriniformes, Cyprinidae. Gene Ontology annotation, biological process: purine ribonucleotide catabolic process. Bases 51 to 431 code for a protein of 126 amino acids. The record is from RefSeq and is a predicted model, not a curated record. Gene Ontology annotation, molecular function: hydrolase activity. The transcript has 3 exons. Gene Ontology annotation, cellular component: nucleus; cytoplasm.